Messenger RNA from Ornithorhynchus anatinus (platypus), 4659 nucleotides. RefSeq names its product protein phosphatase 3 catalytic subunit beta (gene PPP3CB). Gene Ontology annotation, biological process: calcineurin-mediated signaling. The transcript has 13 exons. NCBI's taxonomy places the organism in Eukaryota, Metazoa, Chordata, Mammalia, Monotremata, Ornithorhynchidae. Gene Ontology annotation, molecular function: calmodulin binding; calmodulin-dependent protein phosphatase activity. The coding region runs from base 31 to 1470 and encodes 479 amino acids. Gene Ontology annotation, cellular component: cytoplasm; calcineurin complex. The record is from RefSeq and is a predicted model, not a curated record.
CGGCCCCCCGCCCCGCGUCCCGGGCCCAGCAUGGCCGCCCCGGAGUCGGGCCCGGCGGCGCCGCCCCCGCCGCCUCCGUCCGGGGUUGACCGCGUCGUUAAAGCCGUCCCUUUUCCCCCUACACAUCGCUUGACAUCCGAAGAAGUGUUUGACGUAAACGGAGUACCCAGGGUUGACAUUUUGAAAAAUCAUUUAGUAAAAGAAGGUCGGGUAGAUGAAGAAAUUGCACUUAGAAUUAUCAAUGAAGGUGCUGCCAUCCUGCGAAGAGAGAAAACAAUGAUAGAAGUAGAAGCUCCAAUUACAGUUUGUGGUGACAUUCAUGGUCAGUUCUUUGAUCUGAUGAAGCUAUUUGAAGUGGGAGGAUCACCUGCAAACACAAGAUACCUCUUCCUUGGUGACUAUGUGGACAGAGGUUAUUUUAGUAUAGAGUGUGUCCUGUAUUUGUGGGUCUUGAAGAUUCUCUAUCCAAGCACAUUAUUUCUUCUGAGAGGAAAUCAUGAAUGCAGGCACCUCACAGAAUAUUUCACCUUUAAACAAGAAUGUAAAAUUAAGUAUUCAGAAAGAGUCUAUGAAGCGUGUAUGGAAGCUUUUGAUAGCCUGCCUCUUGCUGCACUUUUAAAUCAACAGUUUCUUUGUGUUCAUGGUGGGCUUUCACCUGAAAUACACACUCUGGAUGAUAUUAGAAGAUUAGAUAGAUUCAAAGAGCCCCCUGCAUUUGGACCAAUGUGUGACUUGUUGUGGUCUGAUCCCUCAGAAGACUUUGGAAAUGAAAAAUCACAGGAACACUUUAGUCACAAUACAGUUCGAGGAUGCUCUUAUUUUUAUAGCUAUCCAGCAGUUUGUGAAUUUUUGCAAAACAAUAAUUUGUUAUCAAUAAUUAGAGCUCAUGAAGCUCAAGAUGCAGGCUAUAGAAUGUACAGAAAAAGUCAAACUACAGGGUUCCCUUCAUUAAUAACAAUUUUUUCGGCACCUAAUUACUUAGAUGUCUACAAUAAUAAAGCUGCUGUAUUAAAGUAUGAAAAUAAUGUGAUGAAUAUUCGACAGUUCAACUGCUCUCCACAUCCUUACUGGUUACCAAAUUUUAUGGAUGUCUUCACAUGGUCUCUACCAUUUGUUGGAGAAAAAGUUACAGAGAUGUUGGUAAAUGUUCUGAGCAUUUGUUCUGAUGAUGAGUUGAUGACUGAAGGUGAAGACCAAUUUGACGUAGGUACAGCGGCAGCGCGAAAAGAAAUAAUCCGAAACAAAAUCCGUGCAAUCGGCAAGAUGGCAAGAGUCUUUUCUGUCCUCAGGGAGGAGAGUGAAAGCGUGCUGACACUCAAGGGUUUGACUCCCACGGGAAUGUUGCCAAGUGGAGUGUUGGCUGGAGGACGGCAGACCCUGCAAAGUGUUCCUGUCUCAGCAGCUGACGCAGGCACCCGGUGUUGCGUGUUUAGUCGGCCAGUGUCCGACCGAUACCUGACCAGGGUAUAAAACUAAGAAGCCAGUAUUAGAACCGAGAAAUCACCGUCAGCCCCUCCGACUUUUAUCAGAGGAUUUAGAUUAAGCUCGUGCCAUCGUCCCGGGGCCAUUUGUGAUCGAUGAUCUUUCGUGGUUUAUUUAUACAUUUAUUUAUCUGGAUUAUUCAAAGUUUGCACUGUGCUUUAGAGCCUGAGCUGUGAAAUAUGAAGACCAGUGCCUAGUCAUUUGGGGGACACUCAGAAUGCAGAAAUGGAAAUGUGAUUCCCAGUCUUUUGUUGUUUGCUUUUAAUUUAUGUAACUGUAUUAGACUGUGCUUGUUGUUUUCGUUGGAAAACUUCCCAUGCUUCUAGUGCUGAGAUCCACGCUGGGCCCUAGAGCAUUACUAUGCACUUCACUUGCAGAUCGAUUUGUGCGAGGUUUUGUACCCUGGGUAAAUGAUACCAAAAUUUGUUUUCUGUGGUGUUUGUCGAACGUUCUAUGUAUAAUGGACUGUCUCUGUAACAUGCUGUUUCCUUCCUCUGCAGAUGUAGCUGCUUUCUUAAAAUCUGUCUGUCCUUCUCUAGGUAUAGCUGUUAUGUCUGUAUAAGUAUGUUUAAUUAAACUACUCUUUCAGACCUUUGUUUGUCUCUUCAUGUAGAAGCAACCCCGCAGCACCUCGUUUCGAGGCCAGCUGCGUUUGCUACUGCACAUUGUGUAACUGAGUAGAUGUUCAGUUGUUGUUAUAAAGUAAGUGGAGAAUAAAGGGGUUGAAUUUAAAUCCUGUAAGUCAAAAUGAAAGGGUGUUUAUCAAGUGUGCCUAUAUUUUUGCAUGAAAAUAAAAAGAAUUAUAUAUAAAGCAUUCCUGUAAUCUGGCUCAUUGAAUAUCUUAUAAAAACUAAUUAUUUUCUGAGUUGGUGAAAAUACCGAAUCAGCUUUUUAGACAGCCCAUCACAGAUUAAAUAGGUAUCAGAGAAGUGAGGUGAAUUUUACAGGAUGUAUCCAGUGACAAAGUCCAGAAUUGAAUUUCAGUGAUUGGACAGCAGAAAAAUAGAUCUGGAAGGAAAUGGGCUUGCCGCCAUCUGUUAGCCAACCCCGUUGCGAGAUCCUGCAGGAAACAUUGCUUAUAUUUCAUUAGGAACGAUAACUCUGGAAGCAUUCUGUAAAUUAGACAAGAUUUUUAAAUUUUUUAAAAUCAGAAUUAGAUCCAUUGAGUUAGUAAUUGAUUGUUUAAAAAUAAGUUAUUUUCACACUUUGGUUAAAUGUUUCCAUUCAAUUUCAUUUUCAUUUUGAGACUUCCUUAAUGACCACAAAUAUAAAAGCUCCUUUUUAUGUAUAAAUUGUUUUUCCCCACAACACAGUUAUAUGUACUCGUAGCUUGUACCUGUCCUAGUUUUGUAUGUGUUUUGUCUACAACAACAGUAAUGUGUGUGAUGGGUCCAUCAGAGUUGUUUUUGAAAGCAUACACAUCUCUAAUUUUAGUUGGUAUUUGCAUUCUGAAUCAUUUUUACAAGGUUGCAAUAUCAAUUUUCAUUAAAGUCCUGUUUUCUAGGACAGCACUGUUCUGUAAACAGUAGAAAGAAGAGCAAAGUUUUUGUGGGGUUUAUGAGUUUGUUGCAUUAUAAUAAGUGGAGAAGGCUCUGAACAUUCAAAAAUAAAUAAUAGUAGACUAUAUUUCUUCAGCUUGAUUUGUAUUUAGCAUCCUUCCUCCUAAGAACCCCAGAAAGAGAAGCUGAAGACCAAAUAAAAUGAGAGAGUUGACUGCCUUACUGAUUCAUGGAUCCAGAAAAUUAUUGAUAGCAUCUCUUUGUAGAAAUGAAUUUAAAAGAGGUUUUUACAUAAUGUACAAAUUGAACCAAUCAGGUGAUUUUUAUUCAAGAAAAAGCAAAGUAGUACUAUUAUUUAUUUGAUUUCACGUUCCGGUGCAGACUCUGUCUUCACUAGAACCUCUGUUGAAGACAUGACAAAAACUUUCUCAGUAAUGUCACAGUGCUUCCACUUAUCCAGCCAUUGGGAACUUUAAGGACCACAGUUUGAUGUAGGACUGUCUCAGAGUAUAUUUGUGGUUUGAAAGAAUAGAUAAGUGAAAAUGAGCAGAGGUUAAGUGAUCAGAAGAGAAACAACAAAAUGUCUUAUGGGAUGUUUAAUCAUGAAAAAGCUGUCUUCUUUUUGACUUCUUAUUUACCAUGGCGUUUCAUACAUCUACAUGUAUGUCUCAGUUCAAAGUAGUUUGCUUUAUUAUGGUUGGUACAAGACUGCAACAAAUAUAAUUUGAUUUAGGAAAUGGUGAAUGUAUACAGUAUGGAAAUAUAAAGCGAUUAAGAAAAUAUAAAAUUUCACCUUUUAAGAGUUUGACGUUUUACUUACAGAUUUCUUUUUACCAUCGAUAUAAUUAAAUAAUCCAUAAUUCCAAGAGUAAAUGGCACUUUGAUCAUUAUCAUAUUUGCUUUUCUAUAAUGAUAUGACAAGUUAUGAGUAGUUUUUUUUUUUAAUAGCAACACUUCUGUUCCUCAAAGACAACUAGGAAAAUAAGCCCUUUAGAAGUUAAUUGCUUGAGUUUUCCGAAUCUCUGGAGGACCACUUUCUGAUUUCUCUCUUCAAGGGUAUCCUCUAAGUGGGCCACACUUCAUUUUAAAAUUGUAACAAAUGUAAAUUUAGCCGUAAGAACUAUAAAGUGUCCCUCUGUUUAAAAGUCAUGAUUUGGCAUCUAGCUUCAUUUGUUUUUCGUCUUUUACAGUUCAACAGUCAGUGUUCUUUCCCAAGAUAGUCACUCCGUUUGAGAAUCACUGUAACGCCCCGAUAACUUUGCCAUAACUUUUGAUUUAACGUUACGUCUACAGAGUGUUUUUACCAUCACCAAAUUGUCACUCCCAAGACUUCUACUUUACACACCUCUGUACAAGUAGCCCUAGUGAAAGAGAUGCUCAGAAACUGCUGUAUUUUAAGCAUUUGUGAACAAACUCUUGUACUAAGCAUUUUCACCGAAGGUGGGUAUGGUGCAACAGUCCCGGUGUUACAAAGUUGUCGGCUUUCUAUAGCCUACUGCUCUAACUUGCGGCUAGAGCAGCUCCUUGAAAGGAUUUUUAUCACCCAAGUGAUCCAGAAAAAAUGCCUUGAGGUAAAUUGCUCAGCUCAAGUCCCCUAAAAUUCUUUAAAGCUUAAUGCUAGACAGUGGAUGUGUACCUUUUUUUUUGAGUGUAGAUGGCGUCCCAUACAUCUACAUCA